CACCCCCACCCCGGGGGCUGUAACCCGAGCCGCUGCGGCGCCUCUCCCAGCGGAUCCUCUGGCUCUGGCAGGUCCCACAGCCCACGCACCCCAAGCCCCGACAGCGAGUCCGCCAGCACCAUGGGCCGCGGGGCCUCGGUCCCCUGGUUGGCGUCGGGGGUUCGCGCACAGGCCGGCUGGCUGAGGGCCGCGCUGGGCGUCCUGUGCCUGCUGCCGGCGCUCGUGCUGCUGGCCCGGCUGGGGGCCCCGGCGGCCCGGUCCGCCGCAAGCGCAGCGCAGGGAGACGCCGCGCCGCACCCCGCGAGGGUCCUCCCCACCCCGGGCCCCAGUCCGCUGCCCCCUCAGGCGCCCCGCAGACGCCGCUACACGCUGACCCCGGCCAGGCUGCGCUGGGACCACUUCAACCUCACCUACAGGAUCCUCUCUUUCCCGCGGAACCUGCUGAGCCCCAGCGAGACCCGGCGGGGCCUGGCCGCCGCCUUCCGCAUGUGGAGUGACGUGUCCCCCUUCAGCUUCCGAGAGGUGGCCCCCGAGCAGCCCAGCGACCUGCGUAUAGGCUUCUACCCGGUCAACCACACGGACUGCUUGGAGUCGGCGCUCCACCACUGCUUCGACGGCCCCACGGGCGAGCUGGCCCACGCCUUCUUUCCCCCGCACGGCGGCAUCCACUUUGACGACAGCGAGUACUGGGUUCUGGGCCCCACGCGCUACAGUUGGAAGAAAGGCGUGUGGCUCACCGACCUGGUGCACGUGGCGGCCCACGAGGUCGGCCACGCGCUGGGCCUGAUGCACUCGCAGCACGGCCGGGCGCUCAUGCACCUCAACGCCACGCUGCGCGGCUGGAAGGCACUGUCGCAGGAUGAGCUGUGGGGGCUGCACCGGCUCUAUGGCUGCCUGGACCGGCUGUUCGUGUGCGCGUCCUGGGCGCGUAGGGGCUUUUGCGACGCCCGCCGGAGGCUCAUGAAGAGGCUGUGCCCCAGCAGCUGCGACUUCUGCUACGAAUUCCCCUUUCCCACGGUGGCCGCCACCGCGCCGCCCCCCAGGACCAAAACCAGGCUGGUGCCCGAGGGCAGAAAUGUGACCUUCCGUUGCGGCCAGAAGAUCCUGCACAAGAAAGGCAAAGUGUACUGGUACAAGGAUCAGGAGCCCCUGGAGUUCUCCUACCCCGGCUACCUGGCGCUGGGCGAGGCGCACCUGAGCAUCAUCGCCAACGCCAUCAACGAGGGCACGUACACGUGCGUGGUGCGCCGGCGGCAGCGCGUGCUCAGCACCUACUCCUGGCGAGUCCGCGUGCGGAGCUGAGCGCCCUCCCGCGGGGUCCGCUGAUAAAGCACUUUGUCUCUGA
Messenger RNA from Hipposideros armiger (great roundleaf bat), 1345 nucleotides. RefSeq names its product matrix metallopeptidase 23B (gene MMP23B). The transcript has 8 exons. The coding region runs from base 121 to 1302 and encodes 393 amino acids. Gene Ontology annotation, biological process: collagen catabolic process; extracellular matrix organization; proteolysis. Gene Ontology annotation, cellular component: extracellular matrix. The record is from RefSeq and is a predicted model, not a curated record. NCBI's taxonomy places the organism in Eukaryota, Metazoa, Chordata, Mammalia, Chiroptera, Hipposideridae. Gene Ontology annotation, molecular function: zinc ion binding; metalloendopeptidase activity.